Daldinia loculata is the source of this 504-nucleotide messenger RNA. RefSeq lists its product as uncharacterized. The transcript has 2 exons. Lineage: Eukaryota; Fungi; Ascomycota; Sordariomycetes; Xylariales; Hypoxylaceae. The coding region runs from base 107 to 370 and encodes 87 amino acids. The record is from RefSeq and is a predicted model, not a curated record.
CUUAUCUAUAAAUAUAUAGAUCUUUAUACAUCAGCUCUCGAGAACUUGCUCGUCAAAGCAACCCACUCAACAUCUUGUUCUGUGCCGUCUUAUAUAACCAACAAAAAUGCAUUCUUCAAGCUUCUUCGCCCUCGCCCUCGCCAUCUGCGGCGGCGUGGUCGCCGUGGCCGUCCCAUCUAACACAGCUCCGAUUCCGCCGACUCCGGUUGCCGAGUUUGCGGCUGCCGCUACGCCGGACUGCACCUCGAUCGAGGAGUACUGCAAGUGCAAGGACGACGAUUUCCAAUGCGAGACCAACGUGAAUUGCGAAUGGUGUCGUGACCACAACGCUUGGGGUGACGAGAACCCAACGUCGUCGUCGAAGGCUUAAAGUACCUAAGCUACCCCCUAUCAUUAUCUAUCUUCAUGCCAAGCAACAAUAGGGAGAUAUUACUUGAACGGGAGGCUAAAAGGAUGACGGCGACAAUGAUAGCGGCGAUGGACAUUUCACUUUGCUACGUACAC